This is a messenger RNA of Caenorhabditis auriculariae, 884 nucleotides long. The record is from the annotation of a GenBank genome assembly. Lineage: Eukaryota; Metazoa; Nematoda; Chromadorea; Rhabditida; Rhabditidae.
AUGGAACGCGUCGGUAAUUAUUAUUACGUGAAAGAUGUGAGUUUUCACGAUUUCGACUCCUAAAGAAACAAUCUGAGCCUCCGUGUCUCACAUCAGCGCAAUAUACCGUUAACAUGCACAUUUAAGAGCAUUUUGACAAUUGAUGAGUAAUAAAAAAAACGCAGACAGCCUUUGCCCUUGUCACUGAAGUGAAGCUAAUUUGAUUUGAGUUUACAGGGGCACGUCGUCACGGCGAUCUUCAUGGCCUUCCCGCACUCUGAGCGCCUUCGCGCCGGUCGUCUUGAGGUGCUGCUCAUUGUUCACCAAGUCCCGUCGAAAAAAAUUUUUAAUGGGAAAACAGUCCAGCUCCCAGUUUUGGUUCCUUUAAAAAAUCGAAUUUUCAACUAAACUGUGAGAAAAACCCAGAAAAAUAAUAGCCUGAUGGUUGAAAAAAAAGAUGAAAACCGAGAUUAUUUUGUAGUUUCAAAUGAGUUGAACCACGAUACGCAUUUAAUGAGAAUUUUUAGCCCAAAAUCAAAACCGAAAUUGAUCAAGAAAUACCAGCUAAAUUUUCAUUCAAAUACUUUUUUACAGCACCCGCACAAUCCCGUUGCCAUCUGCCUUCCUGCGGUACAUAACAAUUUUCAUGCUUUUCCCAACGUUUGAAGUUUUCAGUACGAAGUUCGCGCCGUUCUGAACGCUGCUAUCCGCAAGGUCUGCUCGACUCCGCUUCCUCCGAUCACCUCGCCAACCUACGCUCCGGUCAGUUGUUGGAAGUUGUUUUCAGUAGAAAGAUGAGAUGAUCGUUUCAGAUGAUGCUCAUGGCCAUCAAGAUCAUCUUCUCCUUGAAGAUCUUCGAGCAGAACGAGGCUCGCCGAAUCCAAGAACAGGAAUUGGAAGGCUGA